AUGGAACACGAUGAUAAAACCACAAACAUUAAUGAAGUCACAAUACAAAGGAAACGCGAGGAUCCUAUUGACUGGAAGGAAUAUUUUAUGGCAACAGCAUUUUUGGCGGCAAAACGAAGUAAAGACCCUAGCUGCCAAGUUGGAGCUUGUGUUGUAAGCAAAGAUAAUAAAAUCUUAGGAAUUGGAUACAAUGGUAUGCCUAUAGGAUGUAGUGAUGAUGAAUUUCCCUGGGGCAAAAAUACACCAUCACCAUUAAAUAGUAAAUUUUUUUAUGUUUGUCAUGCUGAGAUGAAUGCAAUUUUGUUCAGGAAUUCUGCUGAUGUUAAGAACUGCACUAUCUAUGUUAGUCUAUUUCCUUGUAAUGAGUGUGCAAAAAUUAUUAUCCAGUCUGGAAUAACAGAGGUUAUCUAUAUAUCAGAUAAGAAUGCUCACAAAGACAGUGUCAUAGCUUCUAAAAUAAUGUUAGAUGCUGCUGGAGUUAAACAUUGGUCAUACAAACCAAAGAAUGAAAAAAUUGUCAUCAACUUUACUGGGGAAGCAUGA
Messenger RNA from Parnassius mnemosyne (clouded apollo), 543 nucleotides. The record is from the annotation of a GenBank genome assembly. Lineage: Eukaryota; Metazoa; Arthropoda; Insecta; Lepidoptera; Papilionidae.